This is a messenger RNA of Entrophospora candida, 1188 nucleotides long. NCBI's taxonomy places the organism in Eukaryota, Fungi, Glomeromycota, Glomeromycetes, Entrophosporales, Entrophosporaceae. The record is from the annotation of a GenBank genome assembly.
AUGUCUGCUAAUUCUCAAAUAAAAAAUCCUUAUGAAGAAAAUCUAUCACUUUCAAAAACAAUAUCUAAACAUCGAGGAUGGGGACGUCCUGAUAUCUUUCAUAUGAGAGGAUCUGUUAUUGUUGCAAUUAUACCAAUUGUUUUCUUUUCAACAGCUAUUUCUACUGUCGUAACUGUUUUGUAUAUUAUUUUUGAUAAAAAAAAUAUCACGUUACCCGAUAGCAUAAUUGGGUCUGUUGCUGUUGUUGUUGGUCUCUUAUUAGCUUUUCGUACAAAUAAUGCUUAUGAUAGGUAUUAUGAAGGAAGAAAACUUUUUAGUAAUCUAUGUACUCAAAUUCGUAAUGUUUCUCGUCUUACUUGGGUCGGUAUUAGAGAAUUCAAAAAUCCUCAAGAUCAUAAUGAAAAGGUUGCUAUUAUCAAGAUGUUAUUAGCAUUUGCUGUGGCAGUCAAGCAUCAUUUGAGAUUGGAAUUUGGUACAGAAUGGUUUGAUUUAGAAGAUCUCCUUCCUGAUGGAUUUCAAUUGGCAGUAUUUGAUGGAAAUGCGGGACAAGAGAAUACAGAUUUGGGGGGUGGAGGUAGCGAAGAUCAUAGAGAUGAUCCAAAUCAUCCUGAUAAUCGUGACUUGCCACCAACAGCAAUUCGUUCAUUGGCAGGUUCAUGGAGUCAAACUUCCAUUUAUUUCAACAAUGGUAAACUUAAAGAUAAUUCUAACUUGGAUGCAAGCAUGAGUUUACCUCUGGAAAUAGUUUUUCAUUUGGGUGCAUAUUAUGAUAGACAAGUUCUUGAUAAUAAAGAUCCAAACAAUCCAAAAAUUACUGGAGCCGCAUUUGGCGCUAUAUCUGGUUCUUUAAAUACUUUAAUUGAUAUUUUAGGUAGCUUAGAAAGAAUUGGCAAUACUCCAAUCCCGUUUGCUUAUAGAAUUCACUUGAAACAAGCUGUAACCAUUUAUGUUUGGGUCCUUCCAUUCACGCUUGUUUCAACACUUUAUUGGCUUACAAUUCCAGUUGUUAUGAUGAUUGCCUUUAUUCUCUUUGGCGUUGAAGCUAUUGGAUCUGAAAUUGAAAAUCCAUUUGGUUAUGAUAGAAAUGAUUUACCAUUAGACGAAUAUUGCAAGGAUUUGGAAGCAGAAAUUAAAUAUUUGCAAAAGUUCCUUCCAUCAAAUUCAACAAAAACCAAAAAAACUAUUUAA